AUGUCCGCACAAUCCACCCUGAAGCUUCAGACUCUCGCCAUAAGAAGCUCAAGCUUCGAUUUUGAAGGCGACCCACCAUGCAAAACAGCAAAAAGGCUUCGAUCGAAGAAGCUCCUUCGAAUCAUACUCACCGAUCCCGACGCCACCGAUUCAGAAUCUUCCAACGAUGAAGCAGAAGAGCAAAACCCAUCACCGAGGGUAAAAAGGGAAAUUAUCACUCACAUAAUGACCCCUCGGCUUCACUCUUCGCAUUCUUCUUCUCCAACCGCAUCUUCAUCACCUUCUUCUCCUUCAAUCGGUUCGGGUCAAAACCAUGUUGACCGGAACCGGUUCAAGAGGAAAAUAAAACGCACCAUUUCUGGUUCUGGAAGGUUCCGUGGCGUUCGUCAGAGACCGUGGGGGCGGUGGACGGCAGAGAUUCGUGACCCGAACCGAAGAAAACGGGUUUGGUUGGGCACUUUUGACACCGCGGAGGAGGCUGCCGCUGUUUACGACGCCGCGGCAGUUAAGUUCAAGGGUCCCGGCGCAGCUAUUAACUUUCCCCGUGGCGAUUCGGAAGUUUCCGGCGAGAGUUUUGCGGUGGUUUCCGGUGAGGGUUUUGUGGCGGUUUCUGGGAGCAGAGAGGGUUUUGCCUCUCCGACUUCGGUCCUUGCUUACGAUGACGGCGUUGUUGGUGGUUGCGAGACGACGCCGUUUGAGGGUCUCCGUUACGGCGAUGUGGAUGCUUUCGGUUUUGACAUUGACGUGCCGUUAAGUUUGAUGGGCGUUAACUCGGUAUUGACUCAGCGCUUUGGGAAGGAAGAGUUCGGCGAGUUAGACCCGGAAGAUUUCCUGACGUGGCCUGAAUAGGGGGCUUUUUCGUCUUUUUGAAGGGAUUGUGGUUUCUAUCGCGUUAUGCUUGUGCUUGUUGGAAUUCCGAAACUGCCCCUCGCAGAGCAAUAGAUGACUAGAAGAAGAAACUAUUUUUGUCCUAAUGUUAAUUUGUAAUUAAUUUAAUUAUUAUUGUGUAAAGGAAAAUGAGUUAAGUGAAUAGAAGGAAAAGAAAAAUAUGUAAUCAAGUGAGUGAGUAAGGGACUAUGCAAGAUAUAUAUAGUUUGAGUAAGAAUUCUAGUGUAAAAAAUUAUAUAAUUGUUCUAUUAAUUUUGGCAUAUAUUAUUAUGUUACAUGCUGAUCCAAGUUGGCAAGGGACAAAGUUAUAUGA
Arachis ipaensis is the source of this 1201-nucleotide messenger RNA. Its product is annotated as pathogenesis-related genes transcriptional activator PTI6. Gene Ontology annotation, biological process: regulation of DNA-templated transcription. NCBI's taxonomy places the organism in Eukaryota, Viridiplantae, Streptophyta, Magnoliopsida, Fabales, Fabaceae. Gene Ontology annotation, molecular function: DNA binding; DNA-binding transcription factor activity. The record is from RefSeq and is a predicted model, not a curated record.